CCGCACAUCACAAGAUGGCAAGUGACACUUGGUUGACGGAGUAUGACAGCUGUGCCAGGCUGGGACAAAAUCUGAUGGUGAAAAUCAAUGACAGAAAUAAACAUAACAGAACCAGUUCUACAUACACCAAGCUAACUGCCCAGAUACGGGUGUCCAUGAAACAGUUCACCACUGACCUCAACAAGCUGAAGCAGCAACUGAUCCGUGCCUCAUCCUCCUACCACAUAACUCAGAGAGAAGUGGAACGUCGACAAAUGAUGACUGAUAAUUUAACAACGAAAGAGAAACAGAUUGAACAAGCAUUUCGAAAUGAAGGAGGAGAUUCUAGGUACUCACUGAUGGGAUCAGGUGCAGACACGUUUGGAAGCAGUGAUCCCUGGGGGAUGAGGGACGAUCCUGAGGAGUAUCGUGACAUGUCUAACAAUGAUCUCCGAAAUCAACAACAACAGGUCAUACAAGAACAAGAUCGAGGAUUGGAUGCUCUCUCCAGUGUCCUGUCCAGACAGAAGCAGAUGGCUAUUGACAUCGGAGAUGAAGUGGACAGUCAGAAUGCCUUGAUAGACGAUAUUACUGAUCAUACAGACCGAACAGGAGAACGCCUGAAGAAAGAGACUAAACACAUUCGUAUAGUAGAUAGGAAAUCCAACGCAUGUUGUUACUGGGUUGUAAUUGUGCUGCUGUUCGUCGCCAUUAUUGUUGUGGCAGUCAUACCAAGUAAUGGGAAGGCUUGACAGAGGAAGUAAUAGGAAGAAUUUUUCAACUGUACCAGGUAUAUGUUCUAGAUGAGUUGCAAUAUGACAAUGUCCACAGAAGACUACAAUUUGUUGAUGGUUUUGAAAUUUUCAUUCUGACGGGACCAUAGAAUACUUGGAGCUAAUUUGCUUGGAUGAAUUAUGCUUUUAGUAAAACCAGAAAUUGGUAUGACUUGUUUAGAAGACGUCUAAUCACAUUUAAUAUUAAAGAAAUAUAGAUGAUGUGCAUCAGUGAUGGUUUGAACCAAUAUAUUGAAGUUCACCAUUAAUGAGAAUGGUUCUUACACUAUACUUUGCAAAAAUAGUUUUGACUUUCCUAGUUUGAUACUAGAUCUCAAAACAAUCCAUUAUGUAACAGAAUUCCAAUACGAACACAGAGAAGUGUGUACUACUCUACAUUUACCUAACAUUGGACUAUGGGAAGAACAUGUGGUUAUUGUGAGAGGGAAAUGUUUCUAUGACAGGAAAUAAACCCAGAACCUGUUUUUGCUUGAGAUCUUUUGAAAUAUGAUACAUCUUACUGAUUUCAAUGGAAAUUUCCAUUGAGGAAGAAGAAAUUUUGAUUUCACAAAUAUGUGAUGACAUAAUAGAUUAAUUUUAAAGAAUAUUUGUUGGUAAAGAGACCAUUAAACUAUUCAGUAACUAUCCUUUACAUCCUAAUAAUCAGUGGACGAUGAUGAAUGAGUGUGACAUUUGUAAAUUUGCAAAGAAGUUGAAUAGCAAGGAGAUGUUGAAGCCACUCAGUAACCUUCCUCCACACCCUCGUAUACAGGUGGACCGCCAGGACAUAGAGAGACAUACUGUAUGUAAAUUUGUGAGGAAGUUUAAUAAGGAGAUAUUGAAGUCAUUCAGUAACACUUUUUCUCUUAUUCUUUGUGAGGACUAAGUGGAAUGGAGUGAAAGAAGAAAGAUCAUGAGAUUAAUUUAUCUAGUGAUGAUGGUGAAAAUAUCUUCUUCUUUAUGAGAAUAUACCACUGUAUAUGUAUCACUGGGAGUUUGUAAAUAUGUACUGAUCAGAAACAUUCUUUGGUAAGCACAAGUCUUCUUAUUUUUUUGUUUUUUUUUUAAAUUUUCAUUUGCUCUGUAUCCCCCAUUAAUAUAACAUUUAUUUCUUAAAUACACAUCAAUUGUUGAAUUGGAAUAUGCCAUAUUCUAUAUAAUAGGGGCACCUGUCCUUGUAAAUUCAUCACAAUCAUUUUUCUGGGAAAAUAGGUAUACUUAACUACCAGUAAAACCCUUGAAAAUGUUUAAAUAUCAUUGAUCGACCAAUACAAUAAUCUUGGAUGAUUGUGUAAUCUUCUAACAAAAUUUCAUAUCUGUUACCAAAAUUUACUAUUUCAGCAUAUUUCAUAUAGAAUCUGCCAAGUAAACAGUGCAGUUGAGCACACAAUUUGCCUAAUAGGUUGGAAUACAAUAUGUUUUAUCAGUACAUGGACUUUAAUUUCAGCACCAUUCACUCUUAAGUCUUUGCACUGAUUUUUGUCAAGUGUUAAGUGUAGUGGUUUCAAAUAAAGAUCUGAUGUUGUGUAUCAUCACCUAUAGGAAUCUGCAAUAUGAGAUAUUGAUAUCAUACAGAUCUUACCAUACCUAUCUAGAUUGAAAUGGGGCUGUUAUUCUCCUGUGUUUUUACCAAAACCAGAAAAAAAAAUGAUUAAACCAAUAUUUUUAUGAUUAAACUUGACUCAGCAGAAAUAUUAUAAGACACAUAUGUAACAAUAUAACAGUUGUUUAUACUCUUGAAAUGACACACCUUGUUAUGUAUUAAAUGUGGAGAGAUAGAAACCUUAGAGUGUAGGCUUGCUUCCUGUGUCCAUACCCACUGUUCUGAGUGGUAUUGUGAUAGCAUAAAUGAUUGGUGCACACAUGUUAUAUUGUUGUAUAUUUUGUAUAUUGCUGGAGAUUAAAUUAUCAUACAGACAAUAA
Molecule: messenger RNA, 2675 nt
Organism: Ylistrum balloti
Lineage: Eukaryota; Metazoa; Mollusca; Bivalvia; Pectinida; Pectinidae
Product: syntaxin-8-like
Exons: 9
Coding region: 15-731 (238 amino acids)
Biological process (GO): intracellular protein transport; vesicle fusion
Cellular component (GO): endomembrane system; SNARE complex
Molecular function (GO): SNARE binding; SNAP receptor activity
Source: RefSeq, a predicted model, not a curated record